Molecule: messenger RNA, 1701 nt
Organism: Ordospora pajunii
Lineage: Eukaryota; Fungi; Microsporidia; Ordosporidae
Product: putative XPG protein
Exons: 1
Coding region: 1-1701 (566 amino acids)
Molecular function (GO): DNA binding; 5'-flap endonuclease activity
Source: RefSeq, a predicted model, not a curated record
AUGGGCGUAAGGUCGCUGUGGAAAAUCAUCCAGUCUUCUGGAGAGAAGAUCAUACCCUCAAGCAUGAAGCUUGCUGUUGACACAAGCAUUUGGCUUGGCGCAUACUGGCAUCUCAGGAAUGAGGAUGUGAUUUAUUUUUUUUCGAUGCGAGUUGUGAAGUUGUUGUAUCAUGGAAUACAACCUGUGUUUGUUUUUGAUGGAAAAGCGCCAGAAGUCAAGCAGCGAGUGUUGCGAGAAAGGCAGAGCGCAAUGGGCGAUCCGGUCAAGUAUCUUGAGAUGAAGCUUGGGGAUAGGGAAGGUGAAGAGGUGGUGUUUGAUCCAAACGGCAUGUUUGAUGAAAAGCACAUGGAGAAAUGGGGAGAUGUUUUUGAUGAGAUGGAUGGUAAAGAUGAAGUAGUAGGAUCUAGCAGUGCUUCGGAUGAUUUUGAGUAUGAUGAGGAUGAUAGCUGUAAUGAUGUAAAUGGCAAGGCAGAGAGUAGCGAAAGUGAACCAGAGAUGGAAUUUGGAUUUGUUGAAUCGAAGGAGAUUUCCAGAAUGCAGAAGCUGAGGAAGCUGGUUGAUAUUCGAGCGAACAGACGGAAGAUACGAACAAAAAAAGACUAUGGAGACAUGGAAGUGUUUUCUGCACAACAGAUCAAGAAUCUAAAGAAAAGGAACUUCAUAUGCCAGAGUAUAAGGAAGAUGGAAGAAAAGGAAGCUAAGAUUGUUCAAAGUGACUGUAAGGUUGUUUAUGGAUUGACUAAGAGAGUAAGAUAUGUCAAUAUGGAGAAGAAAGAAGAGAAAGAUAGUGUAGAUGAAGUCAAAUAUGAUCAAGCAUGUGAUACAGAUGCAGAUGAAGUAGACGAAUGGAUUACAUCAAGUCACGAAAUGCAUGAGUAUCUUGAAGAUGAUGAGUGUAUGGAGUCUCGGCUGAUCGUUAGUGAGCUGACAAACAAGUAUGGAUAUUCUGACAAUGUAUCUUGUGAAGAAGCCAUCCAGAAGGUCGAUGAUGCAUUGAGCGUAGAGAAGAAUAAGGUGGAUGAGGUGAUAAUGAAGUGCAAGGGCGAAAGAAGUAUGGGAGGUUUUUUUGCAGAUUCUGAAUUUGGAGAUCAGGAUGGUCCGCAGGACUUCAGAAAGGUCUUGAAGCCGAUAGGAUGCUCUGAUGGAACAGUCCAUCUACAUAAAAUGAAUAGGGUGAUUGAGCAGGUCAAAAGGGUACUCGUGGAGUUCAACAUUCCAUAUGUUGACUCUCCAAUGGAGUCUGAUUCACAGUGUGGGUUCAUGUCACUGAACAACAUGGUUGACGGAGUGAUAACGGAAGACAAUGACGUUCUCCUUUACGGCGGAGUUGUUUUCAGGCACUUUUUCAGGAAAAACAGAGAUAUUGAGCGAUACAGUUUGGACCGAAUCAAACAGAAGAUUGGCCUUGAUAGAAAGGAGUUGGUAAUGCUAUCUUACUUGCUUGGAAGUGAUUAUACGCCAGGAGUAAAGGGAUUUGGGCCUGUGAAGGCGCUGGAGUGUGUAAGGAAUGAUGGGGUUGCCGAAGAGAAAAUAGCGAUGCUGCUUGGAAUGUAUCUGAAUCCGAUAGCAGCCAGCUCUGUUGACAUCACGAAGCCCAGAGUUGAUUUGAAUUGUCUAGAGAGGUUUUAUGAGCAGAGCGGGGUUACGAGGGAGCGGAUAGAGGAGAUUUUUUUCUUUCUCCGUAAUAGAAGAUGGGCUUAG